AUGAACAGAAUCCUUGAAAAGCUCGAGGGACCGGAGGUCACACUUUAUUUGGACGAUAUAAUUACUGCCACUGAAGUGAGUAGCGCCAUUCGGGAAGUGGAACGAACACUUGAAGCACUGUGGAAAGGAAACUUCAAGGCUGUCAAUAAAUGGCGCGAAAAGAGGCGUCGGCAGGGAAAGCGAGAUAUAAAACCCAGACAACAGAGCCAAGUGUUCGACAAAUUAAAGAAAGUUUUAUCGAAUGCUCGUGAUCUGCGAUAG
Molecule: messenger RNA, 261 nt
Organism: Ostertagia ostertagi
Lineage: Eukaryota; Metazoa; Nematoda; Chromadorea; Rhabditida; Trichostrongylidae
Source: the annotation of a GenBank genome assembly